AUGCCGCACCACACAGGCGCGCAGCCCGCGGUUAAAGUCGCCGUGCUCGGCGCCGGCGGCGGCAUCGGACAGACGCUGUCGCUGCUGCUCAAGACGGGCCUGGCGCCCGCUAGCGUCGCGCAGCAGCGUCGCGUACACAUCGCGCUGUACGACGUGAACCGCGACGCCGUCGCCGGCGCCGCCACGGACCUCUCGCACAUCGACACGCCCGUUUCCGUGUCGUGGCACGCGCCCGAGCCCGCAGGCGCGGACGCGCUCGCAGACCCGCUGCAGGCGUGCCUGGCGGGUGCGCAGCUCGUGGUGAUCCCCGCGGGCGUGCCGCGCAAGCCCGGCAUGACACGUGACGACCUCUUCAACAUCAACGCGCAGAUCGUGCGCACGCUGGCCGGCGGCAUCGCGCGCCACUGCGACCUGGCGCACGUGUUCGUGCUGCUGAUCUCGAACCCCGUCAACUCGCUGGUGCCCGUGCUGGUGGAAACGCUGACACAGCACUGCGGCGCGGACGCGGCGCUGGCGGCACAGAUCCCGCGCAGGGCCUUCGGCCUGACGCAGCUGGACGCGGUGCGCGCCUCCAGCUUCCUGCACCAGGCGCUGGACUGCGAGCCCUCGGAGACCGCCGUGGUGCCUGUGGUCGGCGGUCACUCGGGCAACACAAUUCUGCCGCUGUUCUCGCAGGCGCGCAUCGAGCCCGCGCGCGGGUCCGGCGCGGCGGCCGAGAGCCGGACUAGCACUAAGGCGGGCGCCAAGAUCGGCGCCAAGUCCGGUGCGACGGCGAUGCCCGCGCUCGACCCCGACGUGCGCCAGCGCCUCGUGCACCGCGUGCAGUUCGGCGGCGACGAGGUCGUGCGCGCCAAAAACGGCGCCGGCAGCGCCACGCUCUCCAUGGCGUACGCGGGCGCGCAGGUGGCGUGCAAGUUCGCCGAGAUGCUGCUGGGCGCGCGCGGCGAGGUGCGCGACACGCUGUACGCCAAGGUCGACGGUCACGUGCCCCUCGAUGCGAUCACCGAGCACGUCGGCUACUUCUCCGUGCCGCUGACCGUCACCGCCGCGCAGGGCGCGGCCCACGCCGACACGCACGUGCUGGAGCAGAUGGAUGCGUACGAGCGCGAGCAGCUGUGGCCGGCGUGCCUCGCGGAGCUGCGCGAGAGCGUCGACCGCGGGCUCGAGUGGGCGCACGCGCACAGGUGA
Molecule: messenger RNA, 1188 nt
Organism: Lachancea thermotolerans CBS 6340
Lineage: Eukaryota; Fungi; Ascomycota; Saccharomycetes; Saccharomycetales; Saccharomycetaceae
Gene: MDH2
Product: malate dehydrogenase MDH2
Exons: 1
Coding region: 1-1188 (395 amino acids)
Biological process (GO): carboxylic acid metabolic process
Cellular component (GO): cytoplasm
Molecular function (GO): L-malate dehydrogenase (NAD+) activity
Source: RefSeq, a predicted model, not a curated record